AAUAUUCAUUCGUCCCGCCAAUACAUCAACCGACCUGUCGCACGCGAGAUUAUUGUGACGGACAGUCGUGUGAGGAAUAUCGUAUCUUAUUUUCCAACUUGUCGACGAAUUUCUUGAAAUCUUAAAUUAGAUCCGGAAUGCCUCAGUUUAUUAUCGCGCAACAUUCUCGUAUUUAUACGCGUUUCUGAAACAAGUUUACUACGCAGUUUCAUGUUCGGAGCGGAAUGACGACUCAGGAAAGCCAGAUCGAGUGCGACGUGAAUAUUCACUUUGUCGUACCAAAUCAUCACGCCUCCGAAGAUGAUUGCAGCGAUGAAAUGUGGCUGGCAUUUAACAAAUGCUGCGAAUUUAGCAUGCUUCCAGAAUGGAUCAGUGAGAAACUCUGCAGUAAGAUGAAACCGUCAAAAAACGAUGUAUUUGUUAUAGAGGAAUUUAAGGGAGAUUUGUUUAAGAUGUUGAAAAACUUUAAGUGCUCCAGAAUAGUAUCUCCAAAAUGUUUACUCAUUUGUUUUAUGAAUGGAGAACCAAUUCCAGAAGGAACAAGCCCGAUAUAUACAACAUCUAUGAGAGGAAUGUGUAUUUGUGCAUCAGGUUUUAGUACAGAAAUUAAGGAUCAGAUACAACAAAAAGUCGAAUAUAUGGGAGGUUUUUUUACAAAGCAAUUAAGAAGUUCCGUCACACAUUUAGUAGCAGAUUCUGUGAUGUCUGCAAAGUAUGAGGCUGCUAUAGAAAUGAAAAUACCAAUCAUGACGAAACAAUGGAUAGAAGCUAUUUGGGAGGCAAAUUUGAAAAAAGUAAUUAAGGCAGAUGAUAAGAUUUUUAAUAAAUACAAAUGUCCAGUUUUUAUGAAUCUAAUAGUUACUUCAACAAAUCUUCCGAAACGUCAGAAAGAAGAGAUUAAACGUUUGAUACACGAUUAUGGAGGAAUAUUCAUGGGUCCUCUCGACGGAACAAAAGUUCGAGUAGUUUUAGCUUCUGAAAACGGCCCCUUGAGCGAUAAACUAAAAUACGCUAUGGAAAAUGAUAUUGCAUGUCUCAGAAUCGAUUGGGUAUAUGAAAGCAUUAAAGUGGGAUAUGCUUUACCUUUCCGUAACUUUAUUAUUAAAUCUGUAAAGGCGUGUUCAACACCGGAAAAACCUAAUAUUCGAGAAUCGCUUAACUGUUCUGAAAUUAGCUCUAUAGCAUUUGAUAAACCUCCCAACAAUUAUGUAAACGAGACUCUUAGUUCGACGAUAUCAAGUUUUGCUAAUUUAGAUGCAGCAAUUAGUAAAUUUUCCGGUGUCGCCAAGUUAAACGUUUUGGAUCGAUUCACUUUCGGUGAAGCAAAAUUAGCUGGACCUUUUUUGGAUGGAUGUAAUAUUUAUCUUACUGGAUUUGCAACAACUGUUAGAGAUAAAUUAAACAAAAUAUUAAACAUUGGCGGUGCAACGCGUCUUGAUGAAAUAUCAGAUUCUGUAACGCAUGUGAUUGUUGGCGACGCAAGUAAAGCAUCUACAGAACUGAAAAUGAUAAAAUCAAGAGGUUUAUGUCCUUAUAUAUUGAAAGUGGAAUGGCUGGAAAAGAGUAUGAAACUGAAACGACCUGCGUCGGAAGAACAUUUUUUGUUUGAAGUCAAAGAUGGAGUAUCUAAGAAUAAUAUCGGAACACCUGCUUCACCACUCAGUAAAAAGAAUUUACAAAUGUUACAACAACCAAAAAGACCUCCCGUACCACCUUUCAAUUUAAAUAAAGAGAUUGCACCUGUGAAUGAAGAUCAACAAUCUGAUCUCGUACAGCAAUAUCUGCAAGAAACUAGUGAUCAUAGGAGUUUAAUGCAGGAAUUUGCUAAACCCAGUACUAUUUUGGAAAAAGAUGGAGACAAUUUAAGUAUGAAAAGUACACAUAGUAAUGAUAUUUGUUCAUCAAAUACUACGCAAAAUAAAAAAAGUAUGGAAAGUGAUAAUACUGUGUUACUUAGCCAAACAAUAAACGAAAAAUUACUUAAAGAUUUAAUGUUUGUCGUGACUGGUUUUGAUAGCGAGGACAAUCAUGUAGAAGAGACGAUUGUAAUGUUGGGUGGACGCUUAGUCUCGAAAACAUAUAUUGGUAUUCCAGAUUACGCUAUCGUUCCUGUGGAUGGAGCACCUUUAAAACAUACGGUCAACGAAAUCGUAACCGACUUAUUUAUUGAAGAUUGUAUAAAUCAGGAGCAAAUUGUCGACAUCAUGUAUUAUCACAGGCCAAUAUUUCUUAGAAAACUUUGUAAUCCGUUGUCGGGAUGCGUAAUAACAAUGAGCAUGUAUACUGGAUCCGAACGAAUAUACCUUUCAACAUUGGCUAUGAAACUAGGCGCUGUGUAACGUAUAUUUAUUAUAAAUGUUCACGAAAAUAAAUCAGAUCCUGAAACUACAUCGAGAAAUAUUCUGACUCCAAAGCGCCAUUUAUCUCAAAUCAAGGAUGCAGUUUCUGCUGAAACUCCAUUAAUAAAUAAGAGACUCAGUCUGGUAAUAAAUCAGACACCACAAUCACCAUUUCAUGUAUCCACUCCAGAAACUCCAUAUGGACAGGUUUUUAAGCCCAAUCCUUCACCAGAUACACGAAAAGGAUGGAUCAAAUGGGUAGACAAUCUUCCAGACUUACAAGUGACAGAACCACCAUUGAAACGACGUACACCUAGCACUCCGCUUUCAGAUUUAAAGAAACAGCUAUGGGAGAAAUUAAAGAACGCAGGUCAAUCUGAAAAGGAACAUAAAACAGAUGAAACAACAAUAAGACAUGAAGAUAACAAUUCUUUUACGGAAAGAACCGAAAAAAAGGAAGCUGACAAUCAAUCUAAUAAAACCACUCCAUCAACUCCUAUCAAUCGAAAGCUUAAUUUCAACGAAAAAGAUACUCCAAUAUCAAACAACGAGAUAAAUAUGCAAAUAGCACAAUUGGACCAAAUGCUUCAACGAACAUCGAGUACUCCUGAAAAAUACUCGUUGUCUGGGGAAAACACGAAGAAGUAUUCAAUUGGGAAUAAUCGGACAAGUAAAGACAAUAAUGUGGUUCUCGAAGAAUAUACCGAAAAAGAUGUCGCAGAAAAUCAGUAUGAAUCAUCGACAACACGAAAAUUUAUGCUGUCGGGUAUAAAGGAUAGAAAUGCAUAUGAAAGAGUGAUAAAAGAUCUUGGCGGAGAUGUGUCCACGGAUGCAAAUUUCGAUAACAGUGCCACGCAUCUUUUGUGCACUAGACUCUCUAGAAAUGAAAAAAUGCUCGGCAGUAUAGCAGCUGGAAAAUGGGUUCUGUAUUGUACAUAUUUACGUGAUUCCGAGCGAGAAGGCAGAUUUCUUGAUGAGGAAGAGUAUGAAUGGGGUAAUCCAAAAAGCAAAGAUAAAAUUCCAGAGCCAAAUGGCGAAAUGGAGACUGCAAUCGCGACCGCAGCUUACAAGUGGCGACUAAGAUUGCAAAAAGAGCUACAUGGACCAUUUUCCGAUAUAGUAGCUUUAUUGAUGGUUUCUGAGGAGAAAUAUGAUCAAUUUAAAAGACUGAUUGAAGCCGGCGGCGGUGUAGUCAUACAAGCAAGAGCGCCUUAUGAUACCAGUCCAUCUGGACGUAAAAUCACACAUUGCUUCGUCAACGUGAAACAGGUAAAUCAACCUGUGGAUUGGGCUAUGCUGGCUAACAAGGGCAUCCUUUGCUUCUUACCGCAAUAUCUCAGUGAUUAUCUGACGGCAGUAACUCCGCUCAAUCCACGGGAUUGUGUGCUUCCAGAAUUUAAGAAAUACUUGACGCUACUGCCCAAGUAAUCAGAUUAAUAUUAAAAUUAUUAUACGAUAUUAAAUUUAUAAACGCGAAUGUAUUUCAAUGGUUUGAAUGCAAGGAAUACAAUAUAUGGCGAAUUCAAAAUCACAAUUAAUGUUUUACAAGUGACAUUUUAUCAAAUAUUUUUAAUAAACUAUUUUUGUCGAAGUGCUCAAAUCGAGAUCUCUUAUAAAAAAUAAUCGAUUGAUAAGAAUCAUUUAUUAGAUUUAUUUAUAUGUUUUUCAGUAUAUUGAUAUUUUGUACAAUUUUAUAAAAAGCACCUUUCAAAAUCCUUGUCAGGAAAUAUAGUCAAGUAAUACCUGAGUUAAUUACCCAAUAGAUUUAUAAGAGUAUGAUUAAUAUAAUAUUAGUAAAA
Messenger RNA from Pogonomyrmex barbatus (red harvester ant), 4138 nucleotides. It is a transcript of the gene mus101, whose product is annotated as mutagen-sensitive 101. Gene Ontology annotation, biological process: DNA replication initiation; mitotic G2 DNA damage checkpoint signaling; mitotic DNA replication checkpoint signaling. NCBI's taxonomy places the organism in Eukaryota, Metazoa, Arthropoda, Insecta, Hymenoptera, Formicidae. The record is from RefSeq and is a predicted model, not a curated record.